UCUAAAACGUCACGUUUCUCUCACAUCCCAACGGUCCCUGUUCAUCAUUACUGUGAGGCCAGAAUCGUCUCCAAGAUACGCCCUCCUCAUCUGCGUCGCCUCGCGCCCGCGCCCAAGAUCCUGCGACCCUGCGACCUUGCGACCCGGCACCAGGCAGCGGGCCUCGUGCUGUGUAGCUACUGCGUAGUUGCGCGAUGAAGUUCAAUCUUUUCCAUAUACUCGGCGACGUGUCGCACACAUCGUCGAAGCUCAUACUGAUAUGGGCCAUACAUUCCAAUAGCAGCGCUGAAGGUGUUUCUCUUAUCACACAAGUCCUCUACGCUCUCGUUUUCAGCACGCGCUAUCUCGACAUAUUCACAUCGUCGGCGACAAGCGAUAUUUGGCAUACAUGGAAUUUCUCUUUGAAGAUAUUCUACACCCUAUCGUCAUUGUACAUCAUCUUUCUGAUGACCAGCGUAUACGCACGCACAAGGGAACGGGAGAAGGCAUGGAAGCUCGGCAUGUACUGUCUGCUGGGUAGUGUUGUCGUCGCACCCUUCUGGUUCCUGGCAUUCAAGAAAUGGGUCAUUGGCCACAGUACAUUUCUGAGGUUUCUUUGGGUAUUUUCCGAGAUUCUCGAAUCUGUUUGCGUCAUCCCACAGCUAUUGCUCCUCCGCCAAACAACUGUUCCUACAGUCGUCGACUCGUUUUAUCUAGUUGCUUUGGGUACUUACCGCCUCAUGUACGUUUUGAACUGGAUCGUUCGCAGCACCAGCGAAAAAGGCUAUAUUGACCCCACGAGCUGGGUGUGGGGCUCCAUUCAGACAGCUCUGAUAGUCGACUUCGCAUGGGUUUACUACACAAGACAACGUGUCAAGUUGCGACGAGGCGGUGUUGUAGAUUCAGAAGAUCUAAGUCGCGGUUGGCUGGUUGGACGUUUCGUUGGCAACAAGCACGUCGACUUCGAUUUUGAUGAAGAAGCUGCUGCAGGCCACACUCAAGACGAACACCCACAGAAGAAGUGGGGCAGACGUGGUAUUUCUGUUUCCGCGGACGAGGGUAUCGAGGGAGCACCCCGCAGGAAGACGCGUGGUGCGAACCCAGAAUCACAGCCUCUGGCGGAUCCGGCGGCGUUUGAGGACGAGAGUGACGAUGAAAGUCCACUUGUCGCGUCUGCUCCAUCUUUAGCUGCUCAUGACAGCGGUGUGAGGGGAGACGAGUGGGACGAUGAUGUGGAUGAUGAUGCGCGGGAGCACACUGGUGCUGCGAGAUGAAUUUCGAGCAGAUUUUGAAAACAAUGUGAUCAGGAGCCUGGUAUCGUCUACAUGAUCUACACCCUAACUAUGUCUUGCUAGCGAAUCUACACAGUUCAAUUGAAUCUUCAGCAUCGUGUAGGCUGUACCUAGCCUCAUCAAUGUCGC
Dothidotthia symphoricarpi CBS 119687 is the source of this 1400-nucleotide messenger RNA. RefSeq names its product ER lumen protein retaining receptor. Bases 195 to 1253 code for a protein of 352 amino acids. Gene Ontology annotation, biological process: endoplasmic reticulum to Golgi vesicle-mediated transport; protein retention in ER lumen. The transcript has 4 exons. Gene Ontology annotation, molecular function: ER lumen protein retrieval receptor activity. Gene Ontology annotation, cellular component: cis-Golgi network; endoplasmic reticulum; membrane. NCBI's taxonomy places the organism in Eukaryota, Fungi, Ascomycota, Dothideomycetes, Pleosporales, Dothidotthiaceae. The record is from RefSeq and is a predicted model, not a curated record.